AUGGAGGUCAGUCAGAGAGAUUCUUUGUGGGAUGUGGUCGUGAAGUGGGACGAUAUUUGUUUCAAACAUAUUCUCCCGAGGUUGAAUGCGACCGAUCUUAAAUUCUUUUACGAGGUGAAUACGGAGACGAGAAAGUUGAUUAAGAGAUCAUCUCGCGCGAAAGAUUUAAAAAAGAAGUUUUAUAUUGGAGAGAUGUCGUCGAUAUCGACUUUGGAGUUUGCGUGGGAGCAUAAAUCGUUGUGGCCGAGUCUCUUGAAAGACAAAACAUAUUUCUGCUGGGAAGUUGCUUCCACGAAUAAACUCGAGUUGCUCAAGUGGGCGAGAGAAGAGAAAAAGUGUGAGUGGGAUGAAGAGACGAUUAAUAUGGCCGCAGGACAAGGUAAUCUGGAAAUGGUAAAGUAUUGCGUUACAAAUGAGUGUCCUAUCGAUGAGAUGGCGUGUGCAGAAGCUGCCGGAAACGGUGAUCUCGAGGUACUCAAAUACUUACGCGAAGAAGUCAAAGCGCCUUGGGAUUCGGAAACUGCCGCUGGGGCGGCUGAAAGUGGUCAUCUUCACAUACUCGAAUAUCUUGUUGAUCGUAAGUAUGAUGAAUUUGACGAAUGGGUGUGUCUGUGGGCGGCCAAUAAAGGCCACUUAGACUGUUUGAAGUACUUGCACGAAACCGCCAAAGCGCCUUGGGACGAGGACGCCAUACGCUCCGCGCACGAGGAAAACCAAACCGAAUGUGUACAAUACCUCCUCGACAACAACUGUCCUCUCCCAAUCGAAUGGCGAUACGACGACGGAACGUUAUACGACGAGUUCUACCAACAGGUCGGAUUAAGAGAGCAAUAG
This is a messenger RNA of Bathycoccus prasinos, 834 nucleotides long. RefSeq lists its product with no specific name. Lineage: Eukaryota; Viridiplantae; Chlorophyta; Mamiellophyceae; Mamiellales; Bathycoccaceae. The record is from RefSeq and is a predicted model, not a curated record. The transcript has a single exon. The coding region runs from base 1 to 834 and encodes 277 amino acids. Gene Ontology annotation, molecular function: protein binding.